UGUCAGGUAAAACCUGCGUCGGGUCGGGAAGCUGACGGGGGCGGAGUAAAUUGCUACCCCUGCUUUUGUUUGGCGGUCCAGCGAAGAUCAUCUUUUCCUUUGCCUUCUGUCUGCUCUCCGGCGUGAUCAAAUGGAAUCCGAAGCAUGGGAGGAGGGGCAAGUGGAAGAAGCUCUGCGAGUCCGCCAGUUCGAGAAUCCCCCUUCUCCCGAAGAUUUCUCUACCGAGAUCGAACCCACCAACGUGCCAGCGGUCAUUCAUGGCGCCGUUAAGGACUGGAAGGCCUUUUCCAAGUGGAACCCUUUUAAUGGAGGCCUCGAUUACUUGGAGGAGAAAGCAGGAUCUGCUGUCGUGGAGGCUAUGUAUUCCAAAUCUGCACCAGUUUUCUAUGGGAACCUUAGAAGCCAUGAACGGGUACCUAUACCAUUUUCUACCUUCAUUGCCUCCUGCAAACUCUAUCUUCAGAAAGUGAAUGUUGUCAGUACUUCCACUACGGUGACAGAAGAGUCUUCCUUGGAACCAUCAUAUUCAAAAGAAGUAUGCUCUACCUCCGUGGAUACUUCUGACCAAUUCUAUAUAGCACAGGUCCCCAUUUUGAACACUGAGAGCAAAGAAAGGUGUCAAUUGGAAAUUCUGAGAGAAGACAUUCAAAUGCCUGUAUUUAUAGGAAUGAAAACAUUGGCAUCUGUGAAUUUGUGGAUGAAUAGGACUCGAUCUAGAUCUAGUACUCACUAUGAUCCACACCAUAACCUACUUUGUGUGGUUGCUGGUUCCAAAGAAGUUGUUUUAUGGCCUCCUUCGGCAUGUCCAUUCUUAUACCCAAUGCCGAUAUAUGGAGAAGCUUCCAACCAUAGUGCUGUUGACAUAGAAAACCCUAACCUUUCAUUUCAUGGAAGAGCAAAACACUCCAAGCAGUAUUCCCAAAAGAUCAUUCUUCAUUCUGGUGAUGCUCUCUUUAUUCCUGAAGGAUGGUUUCAUCAAGUGGAUAGCAAUGAAUUGACCAUUGCAGUGAACUUUUGGUGGAAGUCAAAUAUGAUGUCUAGCAUGUUAGAACAUAUGGAUGGAUACUAUUUACGCCGGAUAUUGAGCAGAUUGGUCGACAAGGAGAUGAAUCAGAUGUUGCGCAACAGUAUGGUUCACAAUUUUAAAGGUACAGAAAAUCCUGCAGUCACUCGUGAAGGCUCAGAAGGUGACCAUGACUUUGAUUCCAAUCACCAGAAAGAGGGCUCAAAAGGGAUUUGUGGCAAGCAUGGUCUGUUGCAGCAGCUAGAACCCCAUGCACUUCGUCUGCUAUAUGAACUUUUAUCUUUGGUUCAUGACACUGUUAAAGCUAGUGGCCAAGAUCAAGCUGUGGAUUCCAAUUCUUUGAAAGAUCUAUCAGUCAAUUCAAGGGCUGAAUACAAGCAGAUUGCAACAGAUGGUUCUUGUCUUAUGGAAAAUGAUCCUGUUGCAAGCAUCUUUUUGGCUGUUGAACCCCUUUUACUACACAGAAUCCUACUAGUCCUGGUGCAUCACUUCCCAAGAUCAUUAGAGGCUCUCAUCCUGCACAUGCUUUCACCAACAGCAGCAGAAGUUCUUACACGGAAGUUUGAUGGGAUGGAUCAACAGACCACUAAAGAACAACAGGAUGAAUUUUACCAGCUAUUCUAUAGCAUAUUCGAUGAUCAGUAUGCUGCAAUGGAUUCAAUUUUGAAUGGAAAGGAGUUGUUUGCUUUUCAGGCAUUCAGGAACGUUCUAGAUCAAUAUCUUGGCGUAAGCAUUAACAAGCCCAAGUAGUUCAGUUUAAACUAACAAAUAAUGCAUCAGAAGAAAUGAAGCCAAUAGCGCGAUAAUUCUUGAGGACAUACUAUGUGCUGCAUGAAGUUCAAGAUGAUAUAUAUGACAACUGAUGUUAUGCACUCCAGAUGGAUGCAGAAUCUUGCUCUUAUUCAUGGGACUGGCUCGUCAGAGAACAUAACUGCAUCCCUGCCCUCCUUUGUCAGGGCUUACACAUAAUGGGGUUGUUUCAAAGUUCCAAUCUGCCGAACUGGGAUUAUAAAUAGAGGUACCGCAAGAACAAACUUUGAAAUGUAAGUGGACUUAUGAAUUCCCAGUAGGUUUGUAAUGUGAUUGGAGCUUCCUUCUCCAGACCAUAUUCUGUAAUUGAUGGAACUUGAGCAAGUACUAGCUCUUGGUCCGUUUUGUGGCUGUGGAGCUAAGGCAAAGAACUUUCGAAUAUCUUGUGCCACAAAAAAAAAAGAACUUUCGAAGAUCAUAUGCAGACUGGCAUGGAUUUUUGAUGAUUUGGUAUGAUUCAAACAAUUUUUCAUAAGGAAAAACAGUCAAAUUUAUGUGUUUGGAUGCAGCGACUCAAAUUCUAAAUAAAUAGAUCACCUAAUGAGAAAUUCUUCUAUUGCUCCUCUCA
This is a messenger RNA of Phoenix dactylifera (date palm), 2402 nucleotides long. Its product is annotated as 2-oxoglutarate (2OG) and Fe(II)-dependent oxygenase superfamily protein. The record is from RefSeq and is a predicted model, not a curated record. Lineage: Eukaryota; Viridiplantae; Streptophyta; Magnoliopsida; Arecales; Arecaceae.